UGCCACAAUGGUCAUAAAUAAUAAAUAUUCGUAAAUUAUAAUUUAUAAUUCAAAGUAUCAACAAUUUAAAUAUUUUAAUCAUUUAAAAUUAAAAUCGAUGUUGUGUGUGAUUUUUUUACUUAGCGGUCCUUGAUAAACGUUAUUGCGAUGUCAACGCCGCCGAAACAUGGUGUGUUCAGAGUGAUAAUUUUUCGGUGACACACAGCCAAAACAAGUUCUGCUCAAUAAGUCAUUUGUCGGACGAACGUACUCUAAUCGGGUGCUGAAGCUCGGUUAUAGAUUUGUGUAUCAGCCUGUUCAGUCAUUACGCUUUGGUUGUUUAGGACUGUUCCAAACUAGUUCUCGACUAGUAUUAAUAUCCAAAGAUUAUUCAACAAUCCAAACAACCGUCAAGAAUAAGUUAAAGCUACGUUGCCUGUGCUACAUUCACAGAACAUUCAUUUUUGUUUGAGGUAGGACCAAAUUAAAUUAAAUUUAACUGUAGUCUUGUAUGUUAAUCAUUAUUUAACAAUUAAUAAUAAUCCACUUAUAUAAUAAUAUAUUAUGAUGUCUUAUAUUAAUUGUAAUUGUUAUAAAUACAAAUGUAUAAUGUGUUACCAAAUAUAGAAACUAUACCAUAUACCCAAAUAGUUUCAUUUUUCUAUAGACAUGUUUUAUAAUAAGUACAAAUUUGUUUAUAUAUAAGUAAUGUUAAUUUAAAUGAAUAGUAUGUAACUAAUUUGCAUCAUUUAAUUAACUCUAUUACUUUUGGGUAAGUAAUAAUAAAAGAAAAUCAUAUCUGAAGAAGGUCGUAAAAGGGACCAAGGCGUUUGAGGAAUACAAAUUUAAAGUUAAUAAGUUUCUUAAACUAAUAUAUAUUGUCUGUUUGUUUGUUUCAUUGUAAAGAUGGACGCAGAGUUUGUGGUCAAGGAUACAUGUGGUUAUGAUUCAAAUGAUGAGGUAAACUCAUCCACUAGACGAAGUGUUGAAAUGGACUUGGUAGCUUAUGAUUCAUCUCCUCGUUCAAACGGAUCUAAUCAUAGCAUCAACAAUGAACAAAGUGUCGAUACUUCAAAUAAUAAAACUAAUUGGUAUAAAUCUGUAGAUUCAUUUCUGGAAACUGAAAAAAGUAAAGAAAGAGGCAGAAGUCGUGAUCAUAGCCAAAAAAGCAAACAUGAUAAAAGUUCAAGUAGACACGGUAGUAGGCGACGUAGCAAACAUAAAAAGCACCAUAGGUCAAGGUCAAGGAGUAGGUCUAGAUCUAGAUCAAGAUCUAGAUCCAGGUCUAGAUCUCCCAAACGAAGGAGUAGAUAUUCUCCGGGUGAUCGUGACUCCCAAACAAGUCAGUAUAAUAGUAGUGAUGAAGAACGUCGAAAACGUCGUUCAAGAAGUCUAGAAGGUUCAGAUGGCCCAAGAGUUAGAAACAUAUAUUCAGAUUCAGCUACUACUAGUACUCGACGUCAUUAUAAUAAUACUGUGGAUACAAGAAGAAGUCAAGAUGGAUCACAAGAAUAUUAUCGUGAAGAAGAUUUCGAUAGAUACACAUUUAAAAAACAAAUUCCAAAUAAAACUAUUAUUGUUCGUGGGUUAGCUCCUCAUAUAUCUGAAAUUGAUAUAAGAAAAGAAAUAUUGAAAUGUGGUCUUACACCUGUUGAUAUACGUCUGAUUAGGAAAAAAGACACUGGGUCAUCUCGUGGGUUUGCAUUCGUGGAAUUUUUUACAAAAGCAGAAGCUGAAACACUUAUGGAAAGUAAACAGGGUGAAAUGAUGCUGAGAGAUAACUUCAGAGCAAUCAUGCAGUAUACUAUUUCUACAAUUGACCCUGAAAAAAUGUUAUCUGAUUGGUGGUGUAAAUGCAAUGCUCAUAACUUUAAGCGCAGGGAAAGCUGUUUUGUAUGUGGAGCCUCAAGAGAAGUGGGAGAAAUAUUUGAUCACACCAAAGAAGUCAGUUCUUAUCCUACGCAUACAGUUUUGCUUCGAGGACUAGAUCUGUGUACAACUGAAGAAAAUGUUCUUAAAGCUAUACAGCCACUAUCAACACUGCCUAUUCGGAGUGUUCGAAUCGGUAGAAAUCCAUUGACAAAUGUGUCUAAAGGUCUUUGCUACUUAGAAAUGAAUAAUGUGGUUGAUGCUAUGUAUCUCCAUAAUGCAUUAAUUGUGGAAGAUCCAUUGCUUAUUGAUGGAAAGGAAGUUCUUGUAUCAUAUUGUAAACUUGGGCCUGUUGGACCAAUAGCUACUGCAUCAAUGGGUAAUGCUGCUGUAGAAGCUGCUAAAUGGAGCAAUCAAAAACCAGAAACUCCGAACUACACUAUUGCUGAUGUUCCUAGACUUGCAGAAUUUAGUGCAAAUAUUUAUGCAAAAACUCCUGUUGAACGAACUUCUUAUGUACAAUAUUACACUAAUUUUUACACAGAAAAAAUUCAAAAAGGAGAAACUAUUAAUAUGCCUUCCGUACCAUCAGUACAACCUAUUUCGGCUGUUUAUGCACCUGUUGGUACAGUUGUAAUAUCACAAGCCAUUCCAGCUUUUCCAUUACCUAUUGCCAAUAAAGUUGACCCAUUAAGUCAACCUCCGUCUGGGAAAGGAGAUGCCACAUACUCUCCACCUGAUUUAUCUACUUAUCAAUAUGACAAAGGAUCUGGUUAUUAUUAUGAUCCACACACAAAGCUCUAUUACGAUGCAAACUCACAGUAUUAUUUUAACAGUUUUACAAAUAGUUUUCUUUAUUGGGAUGCUACAAAACAAACCUAUUUAUCAGCACCUUCAAAUGAAAAUUCAAAUUCUGAUGCAACUAACAUUAAUAAUGAACCUAAAAAAGAAGAGGCUCCAGUAGAAGACAAAAAAGAUGACGACAAAGUAAAAGUAGCAAAACGUAUUGCCAAGGAUAUGGAAAAGUGGGCAAAAACAUUAAAUCAAAAAAAAAUUUCUGCUAAACAAAAUUUAGUGGCAUCCCAAGUUGCAAUACAAACUGCAAGAACUCAAGCUGCAGCAGAUAUUGGGUAUUCUGUGAUGGGUACUAAGGCAGAACCUAAAAGACAACAAUUUCCAGUUGCUUCCACAUCUGAUGACAAUUGUUACACUGAUGAAAUUAUGGAAGAAGCCAAUCGAAAUGAAGAUGAACAACAUACUGACUGGGUUAAACUUGCUUGUCUAUUAUGCAAACGACAGUUUAGUAGCAAAGAAAUAUUAAUAAAACAUCAACAAAUGUCUGACUUACAUAAACAAAAUAUUAGAAAUUGGUACAACGAGAGAGGGUUGGAUCCCGACGAUGAAUCAAAACGAGUUAUUCAAUAUAGGGAUAGAGCAAAAGAAAGAAGGAUGAAAUAUAAUGAACCUGAUAAACCUUUAAACAACUUAAAAGACAAGUACAUGAAGGCUAAAGAAGCUACUGUAGAUUAUGAACAACCAACUAAACUGGGAAUUGGAUCAGACAAUAAAGGUAACAAAUUAUUACAGAAAAUGGGUUGGCAAGAAGGAAUGGGAUUAGGUAAAAGUAAUCAAGGACGGACAACUAUAAUAGAAGCUGAAGGUAGACUAGCAAAUGCUGGACUAGGUACUAGGGCUGUCGGUGUUGUUCCAGGCCCUCGUGAAACGUACAAAGAUUGUGUGAAGAAGAUGAUGCGUUAUAGGUAUAAUGAAUCAGAGUAAUUUAUCAGGUAAAGAAAUUAUUAAUUAUGUAAUGUUUUUCCAACAGGCAUUAUUUAUUGUAAUAUGUGAUUUACCAACCUGAUAUUUUAUUUUCCCUCAAAAAUAAUAAAUAUAAUAUAUGACAUUAAUUUAAGAACUUAGUCCAUAUAUAUUAAUUUAAAAUGCAUUUGGAGGCAUUACAUUUUUAAUCAUGAUUAAUACAUGUUUAAAAUUGUAUUAUUGCAUUUGAAAGACAUUAAUGUUAUUUUAGAAACAAAAAGUUGUGUUUAUUGUAAUGUUUAAAACCUUCAAUGCGUAAAUAGUUUUAAAAUACAUUUGCGUUUAAAUGUAGUGUAAUUAAUUUUAUCCGAAUUCGAUAUAAUAAUAAUAAAACAAAAUUAUAGUCUUGAUACAUUUUUAAAUGAACUGUAGAACUAUGGUAGUUUUAAAGUAAAUUACCUCUUGGUACUUUUCGGUUAUUUUGACUACCAACCAUAGCACAUAUAGAAUCGAUGGCAUCGUUCGAUUCACUAUGAUGUAAAACUAUCUUGGAUCGGUUUUAGAGUAACCUAACUUUACCUUAGAUGUUUUACAUAUCACGUAGAGCCUGUCAAGAAAUUGUCCGAGUCUAUACGUAAUAUGAUUGGUAAUCAAGAUAAUCGAAGAGUACCGUCCUUUUUGUUAUAAGUAUUUUAAUUCCUAACCAAGGAUUUUAUUUAAACAUUUUACAAAUUUAUUUAUAAGCAAUGUAAUUAUAUAGUAUGUAAAUUUAGUACUCAAAUUUAUUUUUUAAAAUUUACUUCAAGAAGUAAUUAUUAUUUAAUUUUUUUAUAAAAUGUCCAUUUUACAGUUCAAUCAAAAUAUGUGUACAUUAUAAUAUUGUACCAUUCACAAAUUAGUACAAUAUAUAUAUAUCAUGUACAACAUACAACUCAAAUUAACAUAAUUAGUUAGCAUUAAAAAUCGUAUUAACUAUAAUAAUAAUGGAUAUAAUUUUAUAAUUAUACAUAUAUUUAAUUCAAGGAUAUGUAGAUAUAACGUUAUAUUCUACAGACCUUUUUAAUUUUUUUCUCCUACGUAAACUUAUUACUUAAUUGUUAUUAUUUAUUUGUUAAAUACUUAUAAACACUUGUAUAAACUAUGAAAUGCAUAUAUUUUAUAUUAUAACUUCUAUUAUACUAAGUUUUAUAUCUGUUUUUGAACAAAUGUCACUCGAUUGGUUCAUAUUACUAUAUAUUUUGUACAUCUGAGUAGAUAAAAACGCUUGAAACGGCUUUAAAUUUACAAAUAUUUCAAACCCCAUAUAUUUUACAACUUGUACAUUUCAUUUCAUACUGUAGUACAAAUAAUUAGGAAUUUUGGUUUUAGAGUAUUGACUUCGGACCUGCUGAUGAUCUUAAUUAUACCAUUUAAUUCUUGACUAUUUAAAAAAUAAAUGCUUUGAAUUAUUAUUA
Molecule: messenger RNA, 5060 nt
Organism: Metopolophium dirhodum (rose-grain aphid)
Lineage: Eukaryota; Metazoa; Arthropoda; Insecta; Hemiptera; Aphididae
Product: RNA-binding protein 5-like
Biological process (GO): mRNA splicing, via spliceosome
Cellular component (GO): nucleus
Molecular function (GO): RNA binding
Source: RefSeq, a predicted model, not a curated record